This is a messenger RNA of Fimicolochytrium jonesii, 1314 nucleotides long. RefSeq names its product peptidase C13 family-domain-containing protein. Gene Ontology annotation, molecular function: GPI-anchor transamidase activity. The record is from RefSeq and is a predicted model, not a curated record. The transcript has 4 exons. Gene Ontology annotation, biological process: proteolysis; protein localization to cell surface; attachment of GPI anchor to protein. The coding region runs from base 1 to 1314 and encodes 437 amino acids. Gene Ontology annotation, cellular component: GPI-anchor transamidase complex. Lineage: Eukaryota; Fungi; Chytridiomycota; Chytridiomycetes; Spizellomycetales; Powellomycetaceae.
AUGCCGCCCCGGCUCAACAACAUCAAGCGCACUAAGAGCACCACCCUCCUCGCCUACGGCAGCUUCCUCCUCACCGCCCUCUCACUGCUCCACCUCCCGGCCCCGGCCGUCGCAACAACACCAGAAGCCUACCCGCAAUUCAACGUCUCGGCAGCGCUAUGGUCGAACGGACCGGCAGAGGCCGAGGUGGAAGGCUUCUUCUCGACAAGUGGGCAUACGAAUAAUUGGGCAGUGUUGGUCUGCACCUCGCGGUUUUGGUUCAACUAUCGGCAUAUCGCAAACACAUUGUCGAUGUACCACACGGUCAAACGCCUCGGCAUCCCCGACUCGAACAUCAUCCUGAUGCUCUCUGACGACGUCGCCUGCAAUGCACGCAACCAUUUUCCCGCUACCGUUUACAACAACGUCGGACGCUUCCUCGACCUCUACGGCAAAAACAUCGAAGUCGACUACCGUGGCUACGAAGUCACCGUCGAAAACUUCAUCCGCCUCCUAACGGGUCGUCACGACCCCUCCAUCCCGCGCUCCAAACGGCUGCUCACCGACGACCGCAGCAACAUCCUUGUGUAUAUGACCGGCCACGGCGGCGAGGAGUUCCUGAAAUUCCAAGAUGCCGAGGAGAUCAGCAGCUAUGAUAUCGCUGACGCGUUCGGGCAGAUGCAUGAGAAGAGCAGGUAUCAUGAGAUCUUCUUUAUGAUCGAUACCUGCCAGGCGGCGUCGAUGUAUAAGCAGAUCUACUCGCCCAAUAUCAUCGCAGCGGCAUCGGCGUUGACGGGGCAGAACUCGUAUUCGCAUCAUUUGGACCCGGAGAUUGGCGUUGCGGUUAUUGAUCGAUUUACAUAUUACAAUCUGGAGACAUUGGAGAGAUUGCAGAAUGGGGCGCAGGAUACUUUGCAGGAACUGUUUCAGACCUACUCGGUAUCCGCAAUUGCAUCCACGCCCGGCAUCAGGACAGAUCUCUACCCGCGUGGCACCCAGAAGGCCCUAGUAACAGACUUCUUCGGCGGCGUCCAAAACAUUGAGCUCACCAAAAAGGGCUACACACUCACACCGCGCGCCUCCAGUGACAUCGCUCCCUCCCGCCGCAAAGGUAAAGCGGUCCAUCAUCGCAAAGAGACUGCUAUCGCAACAGCAACUGCAUCAAAGACGGUUAGGAAUAGCGCAUUACCCCUCCAAGACGCCGGGCGGCCGUCCCUGGUGCCCUUCCUGGCCGGCGCGGUGGUGUGUGCGGCGCUGGUGUGGGCGGUACAGACUGUGGGGAUCACUGGCGAAAGGGGGAAGGCGUAUGCGGGGAGACAUAGGAAGGUGCGGUGA